AUGCAUCAUAAACACAUUAAAAUAUUCUGCUGCAUCAAUGUAAUCAGCAUUAUAUUUUCCCCCGUCCUCAUAAAGUCACAGUUGAAUUCACCAGUAUUCCCGUUAAUUUGGAGAAGGUCAAAACAUCGAGUUGCUACUGACUAUGUAAAUGCACAAAUUGACAUUCAUCUCAAACCACCAUGUGAGGUGAUUAAAUCGUCGUUGCUGAAUCCAAAUAACAUCACCAGCGGUUUCAACUAUAAAUUCGAAAAGGAUACGUGUGAAAAGUUAUAUAACAAGUUGGUCAAAGAAACGAUGUAUAAAAAGUGUGCACCUUUUCAAAGCUCAUCUAAAUCUCGACGUGAUAUUGUGUCAUUUGUGUCCGGUGUAGUGUUUACAUCGAUCAUCGUCAUAGCAGCUGUAAUGUUUGGCUCAUACAUCAAAAGUCAGAAUGGAAUCUCUGAUCAGUCAUUGACAGAGAUAGAAAUCAAGAAAUUAGAUCAACAGAUUCAUGAGAAGGUUGUUCAUGAAUUGAUUAAUAUUCAACAUCAAAUAGAUCAAAUAAAACAUGUCUCCGAGAAUCGAUUUUUGACAUCCAUACUUAGUGCCAGAUUUCUUCAGGCUGAACAGAUCAUCAAUGAAGCAUUUGUGGUAGAUUCUCCAAUGCCGUUAUCAUUUCAACAGUUGUUUCCCAACAUCUCCAUUUGUGAACAUUGUCCUUUUGAUUUAUGGCAUUUUGAGAAGUGUUAUUUUAGAUCUAUGGAAUCGCCGUUAGAAAGUCGUUUACAACUGAAUGUUAAUACGGUGAAAAUAGAUCCAAAAUAUGAUAUUAUACGGGCUGAUCCAUUCCAUAUCAUGGCUCCGGAUCAGACGAAUAAAGAAAAUUGGUGCUUCACAAAAUAUUCUGGUCCCAAGUAUGCGGUCAUCAAUAGAGAAUCCAAAUGCAUUAGAGACAUUACGUUUGAUCCAAUAAAUGAUUACCAAUCUCCAAUAAUAUUCCAUUCGAUAGACUGUAAAGAGAAUAUUAAUUAUGUGAAGGCUACAUGGAAACCUUACCGUUGUAUGAAGAAAAAUCUUAUUACACCAGAAGAAAUUGUACAAAUCAAGAAUAAUGAAAGCCAUGGCUGUCGGAAACAAUAA
Dermatophagoides farinae (American house dust mite) is the source of this 1119-nucleotide messenger RNA. NCBI's taxonomy places the organism in Eukaryota, Metazoa, Arthropoda, Arachnida, Sarcoptiformes, Pyroglyphidae. The record is from RefSeq and is a predicted model, not a curated record.